GUAUUUUUCCCAUAAACAACCCUCUAAAUUUCAAACCAUACCUCACAUGUGACACCAUAUAUCACUAAUUUACUAUUCAGAAUUGCUAAUCCAUCCAUGAAACCCCUCAUACUCAAUUAAGAAAAUUAAAUAAUUGUUCUCUACCACCCUCCAUGUGAACCCUUUAUCUGGCACUAAUUUUGUUUUGAUUUUUUCUAUCCUAUAUAUACAAUACAUGAUCAACUAGAACAUAACAUAACAUAACAUACAAACAUCAAGUUAAUAUUCUCUGUCACAGUUUUUGGACCCUCAAAAUAGGACAAUAUGGGUUUCAAUGUCCAUAAAUUGUUUUUCCUCUCUUUCUUUAGCCUAGCUCUCCUUGUAUCCAUGCACCUAGUAGGAGCAACAAAGUCACAUAAAGUGAGUCCUUCAAAAAGGAGAAAAGAAUUAAACAAUUGUAAUUUGUUCUCUGGUAGUUGGGUGAUUGGCUCUUCAUAUACUCUCUAUGAUUCUUCAAGCUGCCCCUUCUUAGAAGCUCAAUUUGAUUGCCAAAAAUUUGGAAGACUUGAUAAUCAGUAUCUUAAAUACUCUUGGAAGCCUGAUUCUUGUGCUUUACCAAGGUUCAAUGGAGAGGAUUUCUUGAAUAGGUGGAAGGGUAAAAAGAUAAUGUUUGUGGGUGAUUCAUUGAGUCUAAACAUGUGGGAAUCAUUGUCUUGUAUGAUUCAUGCAUCGGUACCAAAUGCCACUACAAGCUUUUCUAGGAAAGAAUCAGUGUCUACUGUGAUUUUCCAGGACUAUGGAGUAACCAUACAACUAUACCGUACACCAUAUUUGGUGGAUAUAAUUCAGCAAGGUGUUGGUAGAGUGCUUACGCUGGACUCCAUAAAUGCUGGUAAGGCAUGGAUUGAUAUGGACAUGUUGAUCUUCAACUCAUGGCAUUGGUGGACCCACAAGGGAGAUUCACAAGGCUGGGAUUUUAUUAAAGAUGGUCCCAAUCUAGUGAAGGACAUGGACCGUUUGGAUGCAUUUUAUAAGGGAUUGACCACUUGGGCUGGAUGGGUUGAUGCUAAUGUUGACCCUACCAAAACUAAAGUCUUCUUUCAAGGAAUUUCCCCUACUCAUUAUCAGGGCCAGGAUUGGAAUGAACCAAGGAAGACAUGUAGCGGGGAAGUUGAACCAGUACCUGGGCCAAAAUAUCCGGCGGCACUACCUCCUGAAGCUGAUGUAGUGAACAGAGUGUUAAAGAACAUGAAGAAGCAGGUUUAUCUACUUGACAUAACAUUACUCUCACAACUAAGAAAAGAUGGACAUCCUUCUAUCUAUACUAAAGAUCAUACAGGCAAUGACUGUAGUCACUGGUGCUUACCAGGACUGCCUGAUACUUGGAACAUACUCCUAAAUGCAGCUCUAAUAAUGUGAAAUUAGAGUAUUAUUAUGAGUAGAUGCUUACUAAUACAUUACACUCGAUUCUUGAAGAAUAGAUCACAAAGGGAGAUCAAAUUGUUACAGGUGUUCUGAAUAAUACUAUAAUAAUAUAAUUUACAAUGAAUCACAAAAUGCAAUUGAAAUUUCACAUUGAUUAAUGCACACUUUAUGUUGAAUA
Medicago truncatula (barrel medic) is the source of this 1582-nucleotide messenger RNA. RefSeq names its product protein trichome birefringence-like 38. Gene Ontology annotation, cellular component: Golgi apparatus. Gene Ontology annotation, molecular function: O-acetyltransferase activity. The record is from RefSeq and is a predicted model, not a curated record. Lineage: Eukaryota; Viridiplantae; Streptophyta; Magnoliopsida; Fabales; Fabaceae. The coding region runs from base 304 to 1398 and encodes 364 amino acids. The transcript has 5 exons.